AUGAAGGUGACAAUCAAGGAAUGGAAUGCCGUCGCGGCCUGGCGGUGGGAUAUGCCGGACGAUGACGUGUGUGGCAUUUGUCGCAAUCCGUACGACAGCACGUGCUCCAAGUGCAAGUACCCAGGCGACGACUGUCCGCUGUUGCUCGGCGAGUGCAAUCACUCCUUCCACAUGCACUGCAUCUUCUCUUGGCUGCGACAAGACGCAGCACAGGAAAAGUGCCCCAUGUGUCGCCAGCCUUUCAAGAGCAAGAACCAAGAGGCUGGCGCCACCGAAGCAGAGACGCCAGCAACGAACGCAGACACGAGUCCUAUGUGA
This is a messenger RNA of Paraphaeosphaeria sporulosa, 318 nucleotides long. RefSeq names its product RING/U-box. The record is from RefSeq and is a predicted model, not a curated record. The coding region runs from base 1 to 318 and encodes 105 amino acids. Gene Ontology annotation, biological process: anaphase-promoting complex-dependent catabolic process; protein ubiquitination; positive regulation of mitotic metaphase/anaphase transition. Gene Ontology annotation, cellular component: nucleus; anaphase-promoting complex. Lineage: Eukaryota; Fungi; Ascomycota; Dothideomycetes; Pleosporales; Didymosphaeriaceae. The transcript is spliced from 4 exons. Gene Ontology annotation, molecular function: ubiquitin protein ligase activity; cullin family protein binding; zinc ion binding.